Argiope bruennichi is the source of this 574-nucleotide messenger RNA. RefSeq names its product small nuclear ribonucleoprotein Sm D2 (gene SmD2). The record is from RefSeq and is a predicted model, not a curated record. Gene Ontology annotation, biological process: RNA splicing; spliceosomal snRNP assembly. The transcript has 3 exons. The coding region runs from base 113 to 475 and encodes 120 amino acids. Gene Ontology annotation, cellular component: U4/U6 x U5 tri-snRNP complex; U5 snRNP; U2 snRNP. Gene Ontology annotation, molecular function: RNA binding. NCBI's taxonomy places the organism in Eukaryota, Metazoa, Arthropoda, Arachnida, Araneae, Araneidae.
CUGAAUUGAACAAUUUAUUGUCUGAAAAAGUGGCGAAGAUUUGUGCCGGUUGGUAGUACUUAUAUCAAUUUUUAUUUUGUUCUGCUGGAAAAAAGUUCGUUUACUAUCCACAAUGAGUUCAUUGCUGCAAAAGCCUAAGAGUGAAAUGACACCAGAAGAACUGGCUAAAAGGGAGGAAGAGGAAUUCAACACUGGUCCUCUGUCGGUUCUUACCCAAUCUGUCAAGAAUAAUACUCAAGUACUUAUCAAUUGUCGCAACAAUAAAAAGAUUUUGGGGAGAGUCAAAGCAUUUGAUAGGCACUGCAAUAUGGUUUUGGAAAAUGUGAAGGAAAUGUGGACUGAGGUUCCAAGGACUGAUAAAGGAAAAAAGAGAGUGAAGCCCGUCAACAAAGACCGUUAUAUUUCAAAAAUGUUUCUCCGAGGGGACUCUGUAAUAAUGGUCUUGAGAAAUCCAAUUCCUAUCCAGAAACCAUAAACAUGCAUUAUAGUAUUUUUUUUGUUUCUUUCAACUGUAAAAAAACUCAUUUUUUAUUUGUAUUCAUUUUAAUAAAGUGUUUUGUAAUUUGAAAUCAAA